Molecule: messenger RNA, 2280 nt
Organism: Mesocricetus auratus (golden hamster)
Lineage: Eukaryota; Metazoa; Chordata; Mammalia; Rodentia; Cricetidae
Gene: Tbc1d19
Product: TBC1 domain family member 19
Exons: 21
Coding region: 132-1712 (526 amino acids)
Source: RefSeq, a predicted model, not a curated record
AACGCCUGCUGGAGGAGUCCCAGCGUAAAAAAGGUCCGGGAGAAGUGUCAGCGGCCGGGAGUGGGACCCUGCAGUGCAUUCUUUCCGUGCCAGCGGCUGUCCCCGCGGCUGGGCGGGCUAGGGCAGGGGAGAUGUUGCAGGAGGAGUCGGACCUGUCUCUCAUCAUUGCCCAGAUAGUCCAGAAACUCAAGGGCUCCAAUUUGUACGCUCAGCUGGAACGGCAGGCCUGGGCCUGCCUUCAGAGACCUGAGAUCAGACUUGAGUCACUCAAAGAAGAUAUUAAGGAAUUCUUUAAAGCAUCAGGUUGGGAGAAGAAACUUCAGAAUGCUGUUUAUAGUGAACUGAAUGUGUAUCCUUUGCCCAGUCAUCCUUCUGCACCUCCGGAGCAUCUCAAGGAACCUUUGGUGUACAUGAGGAAAGCACAGGGAAGUUGGGAAAAAAGAAUCCUGAAGAGUUUAAAUAGUAUGUGCACUGAACUGAGUAUCCCAUUGGCACGAAAGAGACCAGUUGGAGAACAGAAAGAACUUCUCAAUAAAUGGAAUGAAAUGGGAACUGAUGAGCCAGAUUUAAGCCUUUUUCGACCUGUUUAUGCACCUAAGGAUUUUCUUGAGGUAUUAAUUAAUCUCCGCAACCCAAAUUAUGAAAAUGGUGAUUCUCUUAGUUUUAGGACUCAUUUGGGUUUAAUUCAAGUUCCUCUGAAAGUAAAAGACAUCCCUGAAUUGAAAGAAUGCUUUGUAGAACUUGGCUUAAAUACAGGACAACUGGGUAUAGAUGAUUCUACACAAGUGCCUCCUGAACUUUUUGAAAAUGAGCAUGUGCGUAUUGGGCAAAAAGUUCUAGUGCAGCAGGAUAGCGCUGCUGCCCAGCAGUACAUCCGACAAGGAAGUCCCACAGCACUGAGAGCUGAGCUCUGGGCACUCAUUUUGAAUAUCUCCAGUCAACCUGAGGACAUCCUGUAUUAUGAACAGCUUAAGACCAAUGUGAUACAGCAUGACCUUUUGGUGGACAGUCUAAUAUAUAAAGAUGUGAAGCUGACAGCAAGCAACGAUGAUUACUAUUUUGUUUUUGAAGAUUACUUAUAUCAGGUAUUACUUUGCUUUUCACGGGAUACGUCUGUAUUGAGUCACUUUGCAUACAACAGUGCUUCACCACCGAAAUCAUACAUCAGAGGAAAGCUAGGAUUAGAAGAAUACGCUGUCUUUUACCCACCGAAUGGUGUAAUCCCUUUCCACGGAUUUUCCAUGUAUGUUGCACCACUGUGUUUUCUGUAUCACGAACCAUACAAGUUGUAUCAGAUAUUCCGGGAGAUGUACGUCCGCUUUUUCUUCAGACUCCACUCCAUCUCCUCUCAUCCUUCCGGUAUUGUGUCACUCUGCUUGCUGUUUGAAACUCUUCUUCAAACGUAUCUUCCCCAGCUCUUUUAUCAUCUGAGAGAAAUUGGAGCUCAACCACUCCGUAUAUCAUUUAAAUGGAUGGUUCGAGCUUUUUCUGGAUACUUAGCUACAGAUCAACUCUUGCUUUUGUGGGAUAGAAUCCUAGGAUACAACUCUCUGGAAAUUCUUGCUGUGCUGGCAGCUGCCGUGUUUGCUUUCCGAGCGGUGAACCUGAUGGAGGUGACAUCACUGGCUGCAGCUGAAGCAGUUCUGGCUGACCUUUCUACUUUAAAAGUUAUGCCUCUUCUUCAAAUUUUUCUGUUUGCUACUGUCACCUGAUCUUCGAGGUCACUGACAACACAUCUAGUUUUUCAUUAGAAACUAAUCAUGAACUAUGCAAACUCUGCAUACAACCAAAAUUAAACUUUGCAUAUAAGCCAAUAAAGAUCAUGUUCCCUCCUCAGUUAAAGCUAAGAAGUCUUUCACUUUUUGAGACAAUAGCCCUGCACACCAAAUACUGCGCUUGCAUGCUGAUUGAUGACUGUCAAGAGAAAAGCAGUUGACAUCUCUUCUGCUGAACCAAGCAUCCUACAGGCACAGACUCCUAACUUGUACCAGGCACGUACCAUAUAUGCAAUAAGAACUAAAGGCACUCUAAUAAACUUCAAGAGGUAACACAGCUUCUUGUCAGUUUGUAAACUUCUCAUAGAUAAUAGUUCCGUUUUAUAAACUGCCCCUCACUAAAGCCAAUGAUGGGAUAGGACAUGAAAAUGCUUGGAAAUAAUAAUGUGUUUGAGUGGGAUUUCAAAUGUGCUUUGGUAUUUUUUUAAUCAAUUUUUAAUUUAUGAUGAAUUUUCAGAUCCCUUCCAUCUUCUUUCUCCAUUAAACAUCUCUAUCUGAAAAGUUA